This is a messenger RNA of Penicillium argentinense, 2130 nucleotides long. RefSeq lists its product as uncharacterized. Gene Ontology annotation, molecular function: DNA binding; zinc ion binding; DNA-binding transcription factor activity, RNA polymerase II-specific. The transcript has 7 exons. The record is from RefSeq and is a predicted model, not a curated record. Bases 1 to 2130 code for a protein of 709 amino acids. Gene Ontology annotation, biological process: DNA-templated transcription; regulation of DNA-templated transcription. NCBI's taxonomy places the organism in Eukaryota, Fungi, Ascomycota, Eurotiomycetes, Eurotiales, Aspergillaceae.
AUGAGCAAGCGCUCGCUCGAAGAGUCCAGGGGCCUGCCCGAGGAUAACAACGCCUCGCUGGCCAUCCAGGACCUGCUCUCGCCCGAUGAGCGCGAGUCGACUCCGCCAUCCGGACCAACCAAGAAGCCCCGUAACUUCAUUGCCACGGUGGCCUGUGAGACAUGUCGCGUGAAGAAGACGCGAUGCGACGAGUCUCGGCCCAAAUGUGGCCUGUGCAAGUCCCUCGGCAUCGAGUGUGUCUACAAUGAGCGCAAGUCAUCCAAACGAGAUCAAUCUCUGACAAUGAUUAUGAGCACUCUCCAUCGUCUCGAGACCAAAUUGGAGAAUAUUCCAUCGUCAAUCUUGAGCGAUAUCCGCGGCCAGGUGCGCCAGAUCGCUGGAAGCUCCCACGAGGCACAUCCAUCGCCUACAGUCGGCGAUGAGAGUCGACCGACGGCGAUGCCAACAUCCCUCAGCUAUAGCUUCACACCGGCGGCUGGGGAUGGAUAUGACUUCGAUUUCGAAGAGAAUGAUACAACGCCGGACGCCUCCGGCCGUAUCUCCAUCUCAUUCAGUCAGCACGGAGUCAUCCUCUGGCCUGGUGCGCGGCAACUUCUCCCUGAGAAACUACUCAAUACCUACAAAUUGCUAGGAAAGAACUACGUGAUUGAACUGGAAUCGACACGGUCCCCGCUGCCGAUGUUCAUCAGUCCAUUUCCAUUACACGUGGGCGAGCAUUGGCUGGAAGUACUUCCCCUUGCCAUGAUCAAGGGCCUAGCCGAUGCUUUCUUCAACGUGUUCAACCCUUUCACGCCGAUUAUGGACAAGAGCUUUUUCUUCUCUUUUACCCUGGGCGCGGCCAUUGAGAGCAAUUUCGGCUAUACUCUGGAAAGCUGUUUGGUUUUAAAUGUUCUGGCUUUGGGCUGCAUAGCCGUGCUGGCCUAUCAGGAGGGAAACUAUCCAUUGCCUGGUGCCCAGGGUCAUCUCUUCGAGCCACCAGAAUGGAUAAAUGUGAUCUACGAGGAGCAGCCAGGCUUGCGAUUUUUUAACGAGGCGCGCAGACGCAUUGGGUUUCUGAUGUGCGACAACGACAUCCAAGGUUGUCAAUUUUAUCUGCUAUCGUCAGUAUACUAUAGCCAAAUCUUACGCCCGAUGGAUGCGUGGGCUAUGAUUCAUCGUGCUGCAACAUGCUGUCUUUCGAUGCUAACGAACCACGACGUAAACUUCGACGAAUGGGAGGGAGACAUGAAGUCUCGUGUGUACUGGAAUUGCCUCAUGAACGAGACCAUUCUUGUGCAAGAACUUCACCUCCCACCAAGUGGUCUAUCACGCCUCGAAGAACGAGUCCCCAUUCCAAAAUUCAUCGGCUUCGAAACAACUGGCUACGUCUCAACCCGAUAUCCCUCGUCAAUAGUUGUCGACGACUCAUACUUCCAAUACCACUUCCUCGCCCAGGUGGCUCACAGAAUCAUCCUCACCCGCAUCCGCCACUCACUCUAUUUCUACUCCGACUCCGGAGCAAUUCCGCUACCUGCCGUCAAUGCAGAACUCCACCAUCAACUCGAACAAUGGCGAACCAAUCUCCCAACUGCCAUCCAGUUCAGCGACUCGCAGCUCACAAAUUCCCACUCCACACCCGCUGACCUAUCAGCCUCCGUCCACCCAUCACCAUCGUCAGCUGCAUCUCCACACCCUACCACUCCUCGAACCACCGAACCUCACCGGCCCCUCUCGCCUGCUGUAGCAGUUACAGACGCAAUGCUACGGGGCCGACAUAUGAUUGCCCAAUUCCACAUCGGACGACCAUACCUAUACAAGGCCCUUCGAACCCCAAACCUCCUCACGGACGACGAUCUAGAGCAGAUCAAGAGCGGGUUACGCAACGCCAUGGAUUGGCCCGUAACCCAGGGAAUUUUCAGGAAGAUGAAAAGUUGCAUCCCGAUUAAAUUUGCCUUUUGUUCACAGUUCUUCGGUCAAAUCUUGCUGUUCUAUUGCAUCGCUCACUCGCCUAGUCCUCGUGUCCGCGAAACAUUGCCGACUGGUUGGGAGCGAUGGAAUGAGGAAAUGAUGCAUUUUCUCGAGGACUGCGCGCCAUAUAGCCCUGCUGUGGCGCAGGAUUUGGAUUUACUGCGGUCUUUGUGGGACGAAUAG